Musca vetustissima is the source of this 397-nucleotide messenger RNA. RefSeq names its product HIG1 domain family member 1A, mitochondrial. The coding region runs from base 31 to 324 and encodes 97 amino acids. The transcript has 3 exons. Gene Ontology annotation, biological process: mitochondrial respirasome assembly. Gene Ontology annotation, cellular component: mitochondrion. Lineage: Eukaryota; Metazoa; Arthropoda; Insecta; Diptera; Muscidae. The record is from RefSeq and is a predicted model, not a curated record.
UAACGAAACGGUUAAGUACCUGCCAACGUCAUGAGUUCCAAAUCAUAUUUCGAAGAACCUGGAGAUGAAGGUGGCAAAUUGUCAAAGAAGGCCAAGGAUUCACCAUUCAUGGUUGUGGGUUUGGCUGGUUUUGUUGCCGCUGGUCUUAUUGGUGCCUACAAAUAUAAACAUCGUGGAACGAUGAGCACGAGUGUAUUUCUAAUGCAAUUGCGUGUGGCGGCCCAAGGAACAGUCGUUGGAUGUCUGACAUUAGGUCUAGCAUACACCAUGUACAACCAAUACGUUGUACAGAAACCUAAAGAAGAUACUAAAUUAUCCAGUUGAAAUAGUUUGCCAAAUUUGUGUUUAGCUUUAGAAAAUUGUUUAACUUAACAUCAACACAAAACUCAUAAAAUUG